AGCCGUUCCUCAUUGCUCAUCCAUCUCUUUCUCCCUAUUUUCCCCCGUGCUCACUCAUUGCCCAUCUGGCAUUCUAUCAUCCGGCCACAUCGACGUGCUAUCUAGCUGAGGCUGGCCCAAAAUCCUUACCCAAGCUAGCCGACCGCUCUUCAACAGUCAUGUCCGAUGUCUGGCCCGCCACCAGCUCGUACAUGCUAGAGCUCGAUCACCGGAAGUAUGACUUGAGCCAGCUAGCUAAGGCAGUGGACAUUGCUGCCAAGGACAGAGAUCAAUCAGGGGAUGAAUAUGCCGUUGCCCUUCCUACACCCACGUGUUUUCAUGUGCAUACAAACACCGUCGAGGCCACCCUGCUACCACCAGAUGCCAAAAUCGAGUAUUACGGGAGGGAACCUGAAUCGAACCCUGCUUGGGAAAUCUUCCAAACUAUCGGGGAGCAGGUUGCGUCUGUUGUUCCAUCUAUGGAACGCAUGCCGCUUGUGCCUUCGACCGCCAAACUUAUACGCCAACCUCCCAACCCCGGAAACACAACCAGCUCGGCUGUUGGAGCCUGCCUCUAUCUUCCUAAGCACGGCGACCGCUAUCCUUUAGCCAGGCUUGAACUUCCGCCCAUUGCUGAGCAAAAGGAAUGGAUGCCUUCAGCUACUGCUUGGGAUAUGCAGCACUGGAUACACACGAUUAUUGCCCUUGACCCAGAGGCUAAUACUACCCGAAAGGCUAUCUAUCGGGACGAUAAGAAACGUGUUCACAUGCAGACUGCAAUUGACAUAUGUUGGGUCCCCGAUGAAGGAGGUGAAGCGGACAGGGCAGAGAUUAAACUGCUUGUUGUUUCUCGUAUCUAUUUGGACAUAUCAUUCCUCUUCGACCCUCUUCCUGAAAUCGGCAACGACAUGCUCGGUUUCAUUCUUCACUCCAUCAUUCCUUCACCUACUGCUACUACGUAUGCAUCCGAGUCGGAAGCUCGUGCUGCAGGUCUUCGCAACUUCUACACAUGUCUAAAGCCAGCUCCUGACCUUCCAUUCAACUUUCCUGCCAGCCGGCUACAACCAAGAGAGAUGCUCUCAAAACUUUUGCCUUUUCAGGUACGAACUGUGAGAUUACUCUUGGAACGGGAAGGAGCUCAGGGAGUCGGUAAGGCGGCGAUCAGGACCAAAAUGGAUCCGGAUGGGUUAUGGAAAGGGUUAGACUGGGGAAACAAUCUUGGUAAAUUGGGGUAUCGAAGAAUUACUGGAAGUAUGGUUCCAAUCGAUUCUUUAAAAUCGGUCAAUACCGAUAUCGAAGGGAAAGGGAAACAAAAAGCAUAUGAAGAGGAGGAAGACUAUCACUAUGUGUCAGGCAUAACUGAGGAGGAAAGACAAAGAUUGCCUACUUUGCUGGAUCUGACUGGUGUACGUGGUACAAUGCUUUGUGAAGAAAUGGGUCUUGGUAAGACUGUCGAGGCUAUUGCAUUGCUUUCCUUACACAGACACCCCCUCUCUACCCCUCGCAAUAUACCUUCGAUGGCUCCUUUAGUUUCGACUGGAACUUCUCAGUCUAGCGCACAUGCUCGCAUUGCCAAGCAGCCAGUGCCUGUUAUCAAUUUGUUGGCAGGCAUUCCUGGACUCCAAGAUUUGGAAGUAAAAGAUUGGGUUGAGAAGGAGAAUAUUGCCUUUGCUGGAUGCCGGGCGUGGGACGAGCAUUCCCAACUGGAAGUUACCGAAGUUGCGGCAACUCUUAUCGUAACGCCUCCCUCCCUUCUAAAACAGUGGGUCGCAGAAAUUCAACGGCAUGCUCCCACAAUCCGUGUAUGUGUAUAUGAGGGCUGGAAGUCCUUGCAACAGGGCGUAGAGAAACAACGUGAUGCGCGUCGCAAGGCGCGUGCUCGCAAAGAGCUGGAAGAGAAAAAGCGUAAAGCUGCUGCAUUCAGAGGUCAGACAAGGAGAAAGUAUGCCAAGGGUAAUAACGGGCUUGCCAUCAAAGAGGAGAGUGAUGAAGAGAAUGAUCAGGAUGAUGAGGAGGAGGGAACAUUGCAACUGACUCAGAGGCAAUUCGUAGACUAUGUGAGGGCACAUGACGUUGUCGUUACUACCUACCACGACCACCUGAAGUUUGCAUUACCAGUUCCAGCAAGAAGUCGUAGGUCUACUGCUAACUACCAAUUGAACGACCGUCCCCGAAGUCCUCUCGUCAUGGUAGAAUGGUGGCGAGUAAUCAUGGAUGAAGUUCAAUUACAUGGUGACCAAACGGACGCAGCUAAUAUGGUCUCUCUAAUCCCGAGGAAAAACUCUCUAGCAGUUUCUGGUACACCUGCCCGAUCGGAUAUCAAAGACCUAAUGGGUUCGCUGAAAUUCUUGCGCGUGCCUGUUCUUCCAAAUGAUAAUCGUCUAUGGCAUCGCCUGCAACAGCCCUCUAUGCGACCUGCCUUUGAGGGUCUUUUCCGCAGUCUCGCGGUACGAACCACAAAGAAGGAAGUAUCUGGCGAGUUCAACUUGCCUCACCAAUCCCGAUAUGUUGUACCCAUCGAACUUUCAGAGAUUGAAUUACAUUAUUACAAUGACACUCUCGAAAGAGCUCGUGAAAGGCUCCACCUUCCUGCCAAUUUCCGAGAAGCUCGCCCAGACGACUGGGUUUUGGAUAGAAGUAUGUUCCAAACCGUUCUUCGGAGUCUACGUCAGAUCUGUACACACAUCCAGGUGGGGCAGAUGCAGUCCGGCACCGGGCGCGGAGACCAGAGGCUGAGAUUGGGACGGACUUUGAUGACAAUGUCGGAGGCCCUGGAGAAAAUGCGGGAUGACCACUUACAAGAGACCUCCUCCGAGGCUCGACAGCAGAUGCGAAUGAUGAUUCGUCAAGCUCAACUUACAGUGAUGGAUGACCAGAACGAUUUGCGUCAUCUUCAAGCCUUAGCACUCUAUGAACGAGCUCGAGCUGCUGCAGAAAGCCACUUGGAACCUGCUCAGAAGCGUCUAAAAUCAUUACUGGAUGAGAAUGAUGGAAAUGACGAGGAAGAAGACGAGGAAUUUGAGGAUGAGAUGUCAGAAAAACAACAGACUCAACAAGAAAAAGCGAGAGCCCUUGCCAUCAAAACAGUCAAACACACUAUCCGUGAACUCGACCUUAUCAUCCAUCAAUGUUGGUUCUUUGAGGGUGAUGUGCGGCAUGUACAGAAGGACGAGGAAAAAGAAGUUUACGCAUACGCCCGUGCAGAUGCCAUUAGAAAGAGUAUCCUUGCUCGACCGCUAAAGACUGCCAAUAUGUCGGUUGACCUUUUAAAGGGUUCUUUAACUCGUGGCCCGGCAGUAGUUCAGGUGAAUGAGCUACAGACUACGGAUUUAAAGAGAAAAGGUGGUAUCUUGACGCACGAUGUUAUAUCGCAAGCCAAUGCGUUGCUCAGAAUUAUGAACGAUAAUGCCUUACUGGUUUUCAAUUGGCGUACUAAGAUCGUCGACCUUUUGUCUUCGCCAAUUGAUGUCGACCCGACGGAUGUACCCGAUGGUCAAGGUCAAGAAGUCGAGAAUCCUGAAGCCGAAUACUAUGCCGAGGCAUUGAAAGCUCAGGGAGAAGUGGAAGCAUAUCUUAUUGCAUUCGCCGCAGCUGUUGCUGAUCGCAGAGAAUUCAUGACUGAGACAAGAAGUUUACUCUCUACUCAUGAUUCUCGAAUCGCAAAGCAGCGAAACACUAAAGCUGCCAUGAAUGCCCUCACCGAUGUCGAAAUGCCGAAUGUGCCUGAUGAUAUCGGUGAACAGGCGACAGUUCUUCUCAAAGAACGUCAGGUUUUCCGAGAUGCUCGCAUGAACGAAGGUUGCGAAAGGCCUCUCAAGGGUCUGCUGAUGGACCUCAAUGCUAUCAUACAUGGCCAACAUAGACAUGAAGAGAUAGAAAUUGCGAAGAGCAUGGCUUCUAUGCUCAAAAAAUAUAUCGCUGAACAAACUGAGCUCGUCGAAAAGCUUAACAAGGAAUUAGACAUGUUCCGAGCAACUUUCAACCGCCGUGUUGUUUACUUUGCCUCUCUACAGGAGAUCUCCGACUCUGUUACUGCACCCGAGUUCAAAGACUUAGGCAAGGAUAUACACGCUGCUGCGAAAGAAGUAAAUGAGCUCGAGGUGAAAUUGGCCAAAAUGGCUGUGAAAGGUCGAUAUCUUCAUUAUCUUGGCACAAAACAGCACGAGGAAGAAGACAUCAGAGAGGACUGCAUCAUCUGCUUCGGUUCAUCCGAUGAUAACCAGGCCGUUCUGCUCCAAUGUGGCCAUUACUUCUGCUUGUCGUGCUACCGAGAGUAUCGAAAGACUCCGGGAGGGAGGAAAUGCCCAUCAUGCCGAAUAAAAAUCAGCGACAAAGAGAUUCAGCGCAUCAAACUCAACCCUGCAAGAGCGGAAGCGGCGGAUCCAAUGGGCAAGCAACAUCAGGAGUUUUCAGUACAGACACUCGCCCCUGCUGUCUCUGGCUCGAAUGAGGCAGAGGAGGAUACAACGCCAGAGGAACAGGAGCAGUUGAGAAGGGCUGCAGAUCUUGAAAGGCUACGAAUGAUGGAUGUAGAAAGAAGGAGGGCCGUCAUGAUGAUGGAUAUGAUGGGUGAAUACGGUUCCAAGAUUAACUUCUUAAUCAAGCACCUUUUGUACUACAAAUCCACGGAACCUGAUACGCGACAUGUCAUCUUCUCUAACUGGUCUGACUCUCUCAACAUCGUUAUGCAGGCUCUUCGACUCAAUGGCAUCUCAUUUGCUUCUUUUGACCAGGGCAAAAAGCAAAAGGAUGUUGUCGAUCAGUUUCUCAGAGACGAGAGCAUAUCCGUGUUUUUGCUUCAUGCCGAACGAGAAAGCUCUGGCUUGACUUUGACAAGCUGUCAUGUUGUUCAUCUCCUUGAGCCGGUCUUAAGACACAGUUUUGAGUUACAAGCUAUCGGACGCGUUGAUCGACUGGGCCAAGAAAAGGAAACUUCUGUAUUCUGUUAUGCUACAAUGGACACUGUAGAAUCUCGCAUUCUUUCUCAAGGUGUACGAAAUGGAACGUCUAUAUACCUUGCCGACGACACUGCGGAUCAAGUGGUGGCUGAGAUGCCGAAUGUCGCAAGUGCAGCGCAUAAGGGAGGAGAUGUUGCUGCUGGUGGUAACGAAGAAGACCUAUUAGGGUUGAUUCUUUAGUUUUGCGAUUUUGACCAGCAGAUCAAAAUAAAUCAGAGUCAAGGUUGUAUGUGUAGAAUUAGAUGUAAACUAGACAGAAUUGCAUGCCAUAAUGCGAAUUGAGAGAAGGAAAGAAAAAACUACGCAUAACCCCUCACGAUCACUGCUACAUUCUCUAGAUUUAUCUACUCAGGAUCCACUACUUCACACAAUGUACCUCCGCUCCUAACCUUACCCCAACCGAUCAAUCUCCAGUGCUUGUCAAUUCGCCUACUCAAAGCAAUCUUCUCGCCCUUUUCACAGCACGCCGGUGUUGUCAAUGCGAUAGAGACGUCACCACCCUUCACCGCUGU
Cryptococcus deneoformans JEC21 is the source of this 5449-nucleotide messenger RNA. RefSeq lists its product as hypothetical. Gene Ontology annotation, biological process: DNA damage response; protein polyubiquitination. Gene Ontology annotation, cellular component: nucleus. Bases 159 to 5117 code for a protein of 1652 amino acids. The record is from RefSeq and is a predicted model, not a curated record. Lineage: Eukaryota; Fungi; Basidiomycota; Tremellomycetes; Tremellales; Cryptococcaceae. The transcript has 27 exons. Gene Ontology annotation, molecular function: ubiquitin protein ligase activity; ATP-dependent chromatin remodeler activity; ATP binding.